Parathielavia appendiculata is the source of this 1767-nucleotide messenger RNA. RefSeq names its product carboxylesterase family protein. The transcript is spliced from 9 exons. NCBI's taxonomy places the organism in Eukaryota, Fungi, Ascomycota, Sordariomycetes, Sordariales, Chaetomiaceae. The record is from RefSeq and is a predicted model, not a curated record. The coding region runs from base 1 to 1767 and encodes 588 amino acids.
AUGCGACACGUCCUCUCAACGCUCAGCUGGCUCGCGUUUCUAGCGACAUGGCACGUCAAUGCUGCGCCUUCCAAUCCCACUGUUACUCUGUCGGCAGGAGCCAGAGCUAGAUCCAGGACCACAUUUGUUGGGCGGUUCCUCCCGUCCUUCGACCAAGAGGUAUUUCUGGGCAUCAAAUAUGCAGAUCAACCACCGCGCUUUACUCGCUCGGAUUUGAAGACGGUCUACUUGUCCAAUGAUAGCAGUGCCGGCCCUCUACCUUCCCCGUCUGCGACUGUCAUCUACAAUGCGACACGAUACGGAUACGAAUGCCCUGGCUACGGGUCGGAUACAACCAAGCUUCUGGGAAAGGGUUUGAUCCAGAUAAGCGAGGACUGCCUGAAUUUGAACAUCAUCCGGCCAAGGAGAGAGGCGGGCAAUAAGAGAUUGCUCCCUGUCAUGGUCUGGAUCUUCGGAGGCGGGUGGCAGCAGGGUGCAACAGCAGAUCCACGAUACAACAUGAGUUAUAUAAUCCAACAGGCAGCUGCCAAUAACAAGCCCAUACUAGGCGUCUCGAUCAAUUACCGCCUCGCUGCGUUUGGAUUCCUGGACUCCAAAGAAGUCCGCGCCUCCGGAGGUACGAAUCUUGGACUGCUUGACCAGCGAGUUGCUCUGCGAUGGAUCAAGAAGAAUAUCGCCGCGUUCGGAGGAGACCCCAACAAGGUCACAAUCUGGGGCGAAUCCGCCGGCGCAUACAGCGUUGGAGCCCAUCUAGUAGCCAACCGUGGAAAUCACGAAGGUCUCUUUAGAGCAGCUAUACUAAACUCAGGAAAUGCAGUCGGCCCGCCAUGGAACGGCACAGACUGGCAUCAGCCGAUGUAUGACCGGAUCGUGAGCAAGGCAGGAUGCGCAAAUUCGUUGGAUACGCUCCAAUGCCUGCGCGAGGUUCCUUUCAAAUCCCUCUAUGCUGUAGCAUACGAGGGCUUGGAAUGGUUCGCUACGGUCGACGGGCAAUUCAUUGCAGAGGAACCCCAGGUCAGCAUCACGCGCGGCCGAAUUGCCCGAGUCCCCAUUCUUCUCGGGACCAACACGGACGAGGGAACGAGCUUCGGGGUAACUGGUGUGGACACAGAUGAGGAGUGCAUCGAGCAGCUGACGGCAUCCAAGCGCUGGGUUCUGACCCGGGAGCAAGCCACGAAACUCCUGACAUACUACCCCAACGAUCCAGUCAUCGGAUGCCCUUAUGGCUGGGGCAACGUCACCUGGCCAGAGAAGGGGCUGAUGUACAAGCGGUAUUCGUCCAUGGCCGGCGACCUAUGCAUGACAGCACCGCGCCGACUUCUUGCGCAGGCCAUGGCAGAAGCCAACAAAGCCGUAUAUUCGUAUCGAUGGGAUGUGGCAGCUCUCAACACCUCGUCAACCAUUGGUGUGCAGCAUUUUGCCGAAAUCCCAUUCGUUUUUGCGAAUCCAGACCAAGAUUUCACCCCGUUAGGAGAAGACCCCGCUCGUCUGCAGCUUGCAGCGCUGGCGGCACGCAUAUGGGCCUCGUUUGUAGCGGAUCUCGACCCGAAUGGACAUGGAGCUCCAAUGAUUCCCAAAUUUGACCCUGCAAAUAAUGCUGAUGGAACGCCAGUAACUGAAAUCCCUAAGUGGCCGCGGUAUGCGUCAACAACUCAUCAAAGCAACCCUGCGAAUUUCGUCUUCCGUCUGCCGAUGGGGGACAGCUACGUCGAAAAGGAUGAUUAUCGUGCAGAGGGCAUAGCAUAUAUCAACUCCAUUCAAAGGUGA